Molecule: messenger RNA, 2417 nt
Organism: Phytophthora infestans T30-4
Lineage: Eukaryota; Oomycota; Peronosporomycetes; Peronosporales; Peronosporaceae
Exons: 3
Coding region: 24-2417 (797 amino acids)
Source: RefSeq, a predicted model, not a curated record
AAACGGUCAAAUAAAAGACGUCAAUGGCAACAGCUCAUGACAAUCGUCGCCGCCCAGUUCGCAACGCGCUGCUUAAGUGGCAACUCCAGGAGGAUCAGAAACGCAUUGCGGCUACACAGAGGCGUCUGAUGCGCAUGGCAGCGCCGUCUCUUGGCCUUAAUAGCUACGACCGUAGAAGGCCUCGACCCGUGCAGCACGACCCAGAAGAGGACGCACUAAUGUCGCUUCUAAUGGAGCGCGAAGAGCGAGAAGCAGGCAAAACCAAUCACCACAUGGGACACUUACAGCCGUCCAAGCUAUUAUAUCCGUCAAAGUUGCCACCUUUGCGUCGUCCUGAGGGAGUUAAGCCAAAAGUCAAUAAUUCCAUCAAGAAAGUCACAUUACGCGCCACAGGACAGAAACUCAAUGCUGCCGGAGAUUUCUACUCUCCAGUGAGACCAAGCGAGUCUUCACUCAACAAUUCAAGCUCGGGAUUCCGCCAGAAUUUGGCAAUUUCGAGGAUAAAAGCGCCGACCCCGAAACGAUCGGUGGGGGCGACACCAGCGUCGUCACCGAAGACUUACGACCAGAUGAAGACGCCCGAUAGAUGGCGCACCACCGCGAUGCAGUCGAAUCAGGAAGAAGAAUUCAAUGCGUCGGCGUUGAAGCGAUGGGAGGAGGAAGACGCACUGCAAGCUGACAGGUUGUUGGAGAAGGCCGCGAAAGAUGGCGACAAUGAAGCGCUGUGGAACGAUUUCUUCUACGGUACUAAAGCUGCUCGUGCCAAGUCGAAUCAGUUGCCGCAACAACCUAUAGUGUACUCGACAAGUAGUUUCCCAGAGGUUUUUUCACGUAGUAGAUCGAAUUCCCACGGCAGCUCUUGCUACGAAGACGACCGACUUCACAAGACUGGCGACGGGAUGCUGCCUACGGGUGAUGAGAACCACGACGACUGCAAUGGAGGUGACGGAGAUGAAGUUGGUGAAAAGUCUAGAGGAGAUGUUGACGUACAGAGUGGAAGGUCUCGGGACGUGGAAAUCCCACGAUGGAGUGUGAUCAUGGUGGCUAGCUGCUUAGUAAUUGGGACGAGUGGGUUUUUCAUGGAAGACUUGAUGAGUGUGAUGGGAUUAUUUACGAGACGAACGUUAUUCACGCUUUCAAAAAGUGAACAAGAGCGUAUGCGCAAACGAGUGAGUGCUCUUCAACUGGAGCUACAAGGAUUUCAGUUAUCGACGUCGGAGAUCGAAAUGCAGUCCCAGACUGCGUUAACAGAGCUGUGUCGACAUAUGGGUAGGAUGAGACGAGAUCGCGAGAAGCAUCAAGACAUGCUCGCGAAUGAAAUGCUACAACUCCGUCGACAUGUUUUACAGGUGACACAUGAGCUGGUGGAGAAGGAACGGGAAUCGAUUCAAACGCAGCUGGAGGAAAUGGUGAAAGCUCAAGUGAUCAUCAAAGAGAAGGCGGACGAGGAAGUGGACGACACGGCGACUGAAGCGCUGCUUGAUGUUCAGUCGGCUGCCUCCAAGGACAAGUCUGAGCUCGAGUCUCGGUCGGAUCCUGGUCACAUCGAGCAUCAUCAGAAGGCUGACAAAGACCAAAUCAAGAAUCUAGAGCUCCCUGCCACUGAACUGAACCACAAGGAUGUCAUCGCUCCGAUUCUACAGAAGGAAAAGGUCAGCAAUUCAUCCGGAGAAACAUCAAACCUACUCAACAAUGCGCAAGAUCGUACCGACAAGAAGGAUUCGAUACCCCAACAGAAGUCGAAUGUCGCCCUGUCACAGUCACACAAUGUGGAGACCACAAUUGAGACUGUAUCGCAAGCUCACUCCGAGAAGGUAAAGGUCGAGCUUGACCAGGUCAUAGCGACCCCAGUACCAGUACUCGAGCGAGCUGACGUUUCCACCACGCCAGCAGCAAAUGUGAAAGUCGUGGCACAGUCGCGGCAGAACGCAAUGGGGAUGUCGUUGGACGAAAUUCUCCUGCUAGUGGGCCUCAUGUUUCUCGCAGCUUGUGUGGUACUUCGUGUCUACAACAUCAAUCGCCGUAAAAGGUGGUUCGAGGAGCGGCGCAAGAGGAGGAACCAGCGAGCAUUGCGACUUGCUCAGCUUAGAGCUCGCGCAAUGGCCGAAAGCCAAAACGACAGCGAUGAAUGGGACGACGAGGCGGAUGGCGUCGAGGAAAUUUCUCUCAUGACGCCAGUACGAGACGAGGACGAACAAGAGAAACCGGAGCUGGAGCCUCAGACAUCGGACAUUGAUACCGACGUGGAAGACAGCAACCAGACCGAACAAACGGCAAAUUCAACAGCAGAAAUGUACCGUGUGGCGACAACCGAGUUCCUUUCUGUUCAGGUAGCUAAGUCCGUCGGCCCCAGCAAACACUUCAAACGCCAGCAAGACAUACAUCCCGCAGUUAAAACUGUCGACCUGAACGCCUAG